AAGAAAUUUAAAUUUAUGGGGGAAAAUUGUGGGGGAAAAUAAUAUAUAUGAUUUUGCGACCCUCCUGCAGUGCCUCUACGGACCUCCUAGGGUUCGCCAACCCCUUGUUGAAGAUCUAUGUCAUAAGACAUGAACAUCGAUCAUGAAAACCAUCUGUUUACUUUUUUCCUCACAGAGGAGAUAGCGGGGACGGUUUCUCAACUGCUGCUGGGAAAUGGUGUAAACUGUGUUUGUGUUUGCUUGUGUGUAGAGAAACAAGUGGAGGAGGGAGGGGGGAUGAAGCGUAAGUGUGAUGAAGUCGGGGUACAGGAGGAGGGAGGCGGAUAAAAGGCAGGUGCUGCAGGCCCUUGGGACAUUGACAGCAGCCCAGGACCAGGAAGGAGGAUGAGGAGGACUGUGCUGCUGUUGGCCUUUCUGGCCUUUGCUUCCCUGAAUUCUCUGGCAGAUGGAGCUCAAGCAAAGGUCAUGUCUGCUCCCAACUUGUUGAGGGUUGGAACACCAGAAAACAUCUUUGUGGAGUGUCAGGGCUGUACCGGGGGAGAUAUUCCGGUCGAAAUCAGCGUAUGGAGACACCCAACCAAAAGUAAAAGACUGACUUUUACAUCAGUCACGCUCACUGGGAAUGGUGAUGAAGACUUCCAGAAGCUGGCACAAAUAACGAUCCCUCCUGGAGAGUUCAGUAAAGAUCCCAGCGUGAAGCAAUAUGUUAACCUGGAAGCUAAGUUCCCUGACCGUGUGCUGGAGAAAGUCGUCUUAGUGACUUUCCAGUCUGGGUACAUCUUCAUACAGACCGACAAGACCCUCUACACGCCAAACGCUAAAGUCCAUUACAGGAUGUUUGCUCUGGCGCCCGGGAUGGAGCCUGUAGAGGCCGCUGACGCUUCUAUUAGCGUUGAAGUUGUGACCCCUGAUGGCAUCAUUUUACCUGAAGGCACAGUUUUUCCGAAAUCUGGAAUCCACACUGAGCAAUACUUACUACCUGAAGCCUCUAGUCCUGGGCUGUGGAAGAUAGUGGCAAAGUUCACCAGCAACCCACAGCAGAGCUUUUCUGCAGAGUUUGAGGUCAAAGAAUAUGUGCUUCCCAGUUUUGAGAUAAAACUGACAACACCUGUCCCCUUCUUCUACGUGGACAGCGAAGACCUCACUGUCAGCAUCCACGCUACCUAUCUGUUCGGUGAGGAGGUGGAUGGAACAGCCUAUGUGGUAUUUGGGAUAAUUGAUGAGGGUCAGAAGAGGAGCAUGUCUAGCUCUCUUCAGAGAGUGUCGAUUGAGAAAGGUAAAGGAGAGGCCACACUGAAGAAGGAGCACAUCACACAAACCUUCAACUACACCAAUAUUCUCCCCCUUGUGGGGAGCUCCAUAUUUGUAUCUGUCAGUGUGCUGACAGAGAGCGAUAGUGAACUGGUGGAAGCAGAGUUGAGAGGUAUCCAGAUCGUCACAUCACCUUACCGCAUCGUCUUCAAAAAAACUCCCAAAUAUUUCAAACCAGGAAUGUCCUUCGAUGUUGUGGUUGAAGUUUUGAAUCCUGAUGAUACUCCAGCUAAAAAUGUUCCAGUUGUGGUCAAUCCAGGUGCAGUCCCGAGCAGUACAGCAGACAAUGGAAUGGCAAGAGUAACCAUCAAUACACAGGCAACAGAUGCAAUUCUGACAAUCACUGCAAAGACCAAUAAACCUCGUAUUGGAUCGGAUAGACAAGCAAAUGCCACCAUGGUAGCUUUCCCGCAAAGAAGCACGAGUUACAUCCACAUAGGUGUGGAUGCGGCUCAGCUAAAGUUAGGAGACCCCUUGAAAGUCAACCUCAACCGUCAAAUAAAUGAAGAUGCUGACAUCACUUACCUGAUCCUGAGCAGAGGUCAGCUGUUGAAAUAUGGACGUCACAAGGCACGAGGCCAAGUUCUGAUUUCUGUGUCAAUGACUGUGACGAAGGAAAUGCUGCCAUCUUUCCGUAUUGUAGCUUAUUACCAUUCAAGUACUAAUCAUGUGGUGUCAGACUCUGUUUGGGUGGAUGUAGAAGACUCCUGCAUGGGACAGCUGAAGCUGGAACCAAAAAGGCCUGUUCCAUCCUAUGAACCUCGCAGGACAUUUGGCCUGAAAGUGACAGGAGAUCCAGGGGCCACAGUGGGACUAGUGGCCGUUGACAAAGGCGUCUAUGUCCUCAACAACAAGCACCGCCUCACCCAGAAAAAGGUGUGGGACAUAGUAGAGAAGUAUGACACAGGAUGUACACCAGGUGGAGGGAAGGACAGUAUGGGUGUGUUCUUCGAUGCUGGGCUGGUGUUUGAGACCAGUGCUGGUUUUGGGACUCCCGACAGAAUAGAGCCGAAAUGUCCGGCCCCCAGCAGGCGGAAGCGAGCCACUACUUUAAUGGAGGUCACAACCACUUUAGCGAGCAAAUAUAAAGAUGACAAACUACAAAAAGAGUGUUGUUUGGAUGGCAUGAAGCCCACCCCAGUUUCAUACAGCUGUGAAGUGCGCUCUGAAUACAUUGUGGAUGGUCAAGCCUGCAUCGAUGCCUUCCUGGACUGCUGCAAACAGAUUACAAGCCAGCUAGCAGAGCAGAAGGAGGACUUCCUACAACUGGCGCGCAGUGAGGAAGAUGACAGCAGUUACUUGGACAGCAACAAUAUUGUUACUCGCACUAAUUUCCCGGAAAGCUGGCUGUGGAUGGAUAUCAAACUGCCUGAUUGUCCUCGACAAAACCCAGAGUGCGAUGCCACAUUCUAUGAGAGAGAUAUUCCUUUGCAAGACUCCAUCACCACCUGGCAGUUCACAGGCAUCAGUCUGUCAAGAACUCAUGGUAUCUGUGUCGGUGAUCCAUUAGAAGUAAUUGUCCGCAAGGACUUCUUUAUUGAUCUCAAGCUGCCUUAUUCUGCCGUCCAAGGAGAGCAGCUAGAAAUUAAAGCAAUCCUCCACAACCACAGCCCUGAUGUUUUCACUGUGCGUGUGGAUCUACAAGAGGAGCCACAUCUGUGCAGUGCUGCCUCUAAACGUAAAAGGUUUCGUCAGGAGGUCACAGUUGGAAAAUUUACCACUCGGUCUGUACCCUUCAUCAUCAUUCCCAUGAAGGAAGGAGAACACAAAAUUGUGGUGAAAGCAGCUGUUAAAGACUUGGAUGUCAGUGAUGGAAUCCAGAAGAUGCUGAGGGUGGUGCCUUUAGGUGUCCUGGUUAAACAUCCUCAGACUGUAACUCUAGAUCCCACCACUAAAGGCGUAGGUGGUACACAAGAAGAAAUUCUGAACAGUGCAAUUCCCAAGAGUGAUGUGGUCCCAAACACACCAAGCAGCACUCAGAUCUCAGUGACAGGGAGAGAACAAGUAUCUACACUGGUGGAGAAUGCUAUUAGUGGGAAACUAAUAGGCAGUCUGAUUACGCAGCCCUCAGGCUGUGGAGAGCAGACCAUGGCUGCGAUGACUCUGCCCGUCAUUGCAACCAUAUAUUUGGACAAAACCAACCAAUGGGAAACUGUGGGCUUUAAGAGGCGUGUUGAAGCCCUUGAACACAUAAAAACUGGCUAUGUGAACAUGUUUAAAUACCGCAAAAGUGAUGGGUCCUUUGCUAUAUGGGAAGAUUAUGAGAGCAGUGCCUGGCUGACAGCUUAUGUUGCCAAGGUGUUUGCUAUUGCCCACGGAGUCACUGCAGCGACCACCUCAAUGAUCUGUGGUGCUGUAAAGUUUCUCAUUCUCAAGGCACAGCAACCUGAUGGAAUGUUCAGCGAAGUUGGACGACAAACCUACAUAGGAAUGACUGGUGAUGUGCGCGGCACAGAUUCUGAUGCCUCCAUGACGGCCUUCUGCCUGAUUGCCAUGCAGGAGUCACGCACAAUAUGUUCGACAUCUGUUAAUGUGAGUUCUUCACCUGAUUACAGUAGUCUGCCAAGCAGCAUAGACAAAGCAGUGGCCUACCUGGAGAGGCGUCUGCCCAGCCUCACUAACCCCUAUGCCGUUGCCAUGACAUCGUAUGCCCUGGCCAAUGAAGGCAAACUGAACAAGGACAUCCUCUACCGGUUUGCUUCCCCAGACAGAUCCCACUGGCCUGUACCUAAGGGACAUAUUUUCACACUGGAGGCCACAGCAUAUGUUCUUCUAGCUCUGGUCAAGACCCAGGAAUUUGAAGCUGCUAAACCCGUUGUGCGAUGGCUCAGCCAACAACAGAGCGCAUCCGGACAAUUUGGAUCCACUCAGGCUACCAUUAUAGCCUAUCAGGCUGUAGCAGAGUACUGGGCCAACGCGAAAGAGCCAGAUUAUAAGUUAAAUGUGGACGUCAUCAUACCUGGAAAGUCAAAGCCUGACAAGUUCCACUUCAACCGGGAAAACCACUAUGCCACAAGAACAUCUAGACUGAAGAACAUAAACCACAAUAUAACAGUGGUUGCCAAUGGAACAGGAGAAGCAACAGUGACAAUGGUGUCGCUGUAUUAUGCUAGGCCAAAAGAAAUGUCCAGCCACUGUCAGAAGUUUAACUUGUCUGUGGAGCUCCUCACAGAGAAAGUUAAAGGUGAUGAGACUGUAUACAGGCUGAAAAUAGAGGUUUUAUACAAAGACAAGGAGCGUGAUGCAACCAUGUCAAUCUUGGAUAUUGGCUUGCUAACUGGUUUCACAGUCAACACAAAAGACCUGGACUUACUGUCUAAAGGACAUGCUAAGAUGAUUGCGAAAUAUGAGAUGAACACAGUCCUGUCAGAAAGAGGUUCACUCGUCCUCUACCUGAAUAAAGUUUCUCACAAACGACCAGAAGAGAUCUCUUUUAGGCUCCAUCAGAAAAUGAAAGUGGCCGUUUUACAACCUGCAGCUGUGUCUGUCUAUGAAUACUACAACCAAUCGGACUGUGUGAAAUUCUAUCAUCCAGAGAGGCAAGAAGGACAACUACUGACGCUCUGUUUGCAUGGAGAAUGCGCCUGUGCAGAAGAGGACUGCACUAUGCAGAAGAAAGAGGGAAUCACCAAUGAUCUCCGCACAGCCAAGGUUUGUGAGAGUACCGAGACCAGCAAAGUGGAAUUUGUGUACAAAGUGAGACUGGACGAGUUUGUACCUGAAUUGUCCAUUGACGUUUACAAAAUGCAUGUAGUGGAGGUCAUCAAAGAGGGAAGUUUCGAUGUUGGCUCUCAUGGUAAAAAGCGCAUGUUCCUCAGUUUUCAGCAUUGCAGGGAAUCUCUAGGUCUCAAACAGGGAAAAACCUACCUGGUUAUGGGCUCAUCAAAAGAUAUUCGCAGAGAUGACAAAAAGCAAACUUAUUACUACAUGUUUGGAGAAGGAACUUGGGUCGAGUACUGGCCUACAACAGAAGAGUGUCAGACGGAUCCCAGUUUCCGAACUGUCUGUUUGGGCAUGGAGGACAUGGUUGAUCAAUAUGAAACUUUUGCAUGUCAGCUGUAAUGAAACUGUACUGAAAGUUAAGUACUAAUUUCCAAGUGUUUUUAUUUUGCAUUAUAUUAAAUGUGUAUAGCACUAACUGCUGUCACAUAUAAGACAUGCAGGAGUGACAAAGGUACCUUGUGAUGAUUAAAAUGUUAAGGUCUUAA
Messenger RNA from Mugil cephalus (flathead mullet), 5519 nucleotides. Its product is annotated as complement C3-like. The coding region runs from base 385 to 5373 and encodes 1662 amino acids. The transcript has 43 exons. Gene Ontology annotation, cellular component: extracellular region. NCBI's taxonomy places the organism in Eukaryota, Metazoa, Chordata, Actinopteri, Mugiliformes, Mugilidae. Gene Ontology annotation, molecular function: endopeptidase inhibitor activity; protein binding. The record is from RefSeq and is a predicted model, not a curated record.